CCGUUCAGUAGUGGAUCAGUCGCGAUACUUGAAGCACCACGCUUGGACGCCUCUCCGAAAUAAAAGAAGAAAAGUAGAGCUUGCCUUUGUGCGCCGAAAAUAAACUUGCCAAAAACUUUGAUCAGGGUGUCGAACAUUUGCUGAACAUAUGUGCCGUUUUUGGGGCGGGAUUGACGGGUGAUUUCGGCAAAACCGCAAACGGUCAACGCGCGAGGGCGGCUAUUGCGUAGUUUGGGCCGAACUUUCUAGCCCACAACACAGAACACGCGAGAGAGGAUGCACAAGUUCUGCUGUGUUCAGCUGGGAUCAUUUGCAUAAUGGGUUCGACCGCAGCAAGUGGUUGAAUGAGUGUAUAAUCCAACGAAACUCUCGGUCUGUGAAAAGUGCGAACCUGCUACAACAACUGUGGUGAAUAAAAUAUUCCAAAAUAAAUCGACCUGAACCGGAGUGUUGGCGCUGUUGGUUCUGGGCCCCCGGGAAAUGACCACCCAGAUUUUGUACCCACGAAAAUAUGCACAUUAAUUGUUUGAGUUGAUUAAAACAUCGUUAUGGUCACUCAGAGUCCGCACUCGGACCGACGCAACAGGUUGUUCAACGCGCCCAGCGCUUCGCUUAAUCCGAAACCAGUGUUCAAAAGUCACCGGCAGGUGUCAGUUUAACGACCGUGUAUCUCACCAGACUAAAGUGUGUUCUCUAAACCCGAUCGAAUAAAAACGUUCGAACGAAUCGCCAUGGUGGAGCUGCGAGGACCCCGGAAGGUCCUGCUAGUGUCCACAGGAGGAGCCGCCACCUUACUCCUAGCGCUGCUGCUCGUCCUGCCAGCGCAAACCCACGCUUAUCUGGAGGACCGAGAGCCCGUCUAUCUGGAGGCCAAGGUGGGCUCGUACGUAAUCCUAAACUGCCCGGUGGAUUUCCCCAAAAACGACCCCAUCCCGUACGUGCUGCACUGGAACAAGGAUAACAAACCCGUUUUCACCCUGUACGACGGCGUGCUCAACUCGUACGAGACGUUCCUCGGGCGGGUGACGCUGCUGAACAACGACCUCGUGUACGGGAAGGCCUCGCUCAACCUGACGUCGAUCCGCGAGAGCGACAACGGGUGGUACGAGUGCAAGGUGAUCUUCCCGAACCGGGUACCGAACAAGCGCAACAACGGCACCUGGUUUCACAUCUCGGUGUUGGGAGGAACUCUGUUGAAGAUCCCACCGGUCAACAGUACCGUGCUGGAGGGUGAUCCGGCGUUCUUCAAGUGUCUGGCCCAGAAUCCGGAGACGAUGUUCAUCGACUGGUUCAAAGACAACGUUUCGCUGUUGGAUAUGUACGACCUGAUGCGUAGAUCAACGUUUGGCCCCGACGGGAGCCUGAUGAUCAGCCCGACCCAGAUGAGCGAUCUGGGCUUCUACAAGUGUGUGGUGAGGAACCACUUCAACGAUACGCAAGAUGCGACGGCGUUUUUGAACGUGCAGUACAAGGCCAAAGUGAUCUACGCCCCGAAAGAGGUCUACCUGCCGUUCGGUGAGCCCGCCGUCCUGGACUGCCACUUCCGGUCGAACCCACCGCUCACGAACCUGCGCUGGGAAAAAGACGGCUUUCUGUUCGAUCCGUACAACGUGCAGGUAAGCGACGAGGACGUGCGGGAAAAUUUGCUCAAACCGAUCAGCUCUGCUUUUCAGGGCGUGUUCUACAAGCGCAAUGGGAGCAUCUACUUCGAAAAGGUGGACGACGCGCACGCCGGCCGGUACGCGUGCACUCCGUACAACGAGCUGGGUACGGACGGGUCGUCUCCGAUCAUCAACGUGAUCGUGCAGAAGCCGCCGUACUUUAUCCUGAAGCCCAAGCUGCUGUACGUGACGAAGAUCGGGUCGACGGUUGAAAUGCACUGCGAUGCGCGUGAUCGCGACGGAACGCACGUGCCGCAGAUCACGUGGGUUAAGAAAGACGGAAGCAUGUUGCCCCACGGGCGUUACCAAAUCAACGGGGGAAACAUGACCCUGGAGGAAAUAGUUGAAUCCGAUCGUGGAAUCUACGCGUGUCAAGCCGUCAACGAAGCGGCCACGAUCAGUGCCGAUGCGGAGAUCAUGAUCGAGAACGUUUCACCGCGGGCACCGUACAACCUCACCGGAAACAGUUCCGAUACGGCCAUCACGUUGCGCUGGGCACCCGGAUACAUCCGGCAGUAUCUGGAGUACAUCAUCUGGUACAGGCCAACGGACGGCAUCGAGUGGCGAACGUUCAAGGUUAGCAACAAGCACAUGCUGGAGGCGACGAUCACGAACCUGCAGCCGGCGAAGGAGUACGAGUUUAUGGUUCUGUGUCAGGACAAUUACGGCGAUGGGAUGUUCAGCAAGGCGUUCCGGUAUUUCACGAAACCCCGCGAAUUCGAGCAGCCGGAAACGUUCCAAGAUACGCUGCUCCAGUUCAACCAGAUUGGGUCACCGCUCAACCUGACCAUCGAGAAGCGCUCCAGCCACUUCGAAGCCCACUGGAUGCCUCCGGAGCUGGGCCUGGACCAGCUUCGGUACUACAUCCUGCGCUGGUGGAUCGAACCGCAGCACAAACUGCACGGAAGUGUCACGACUCCCGAGAUCAGUCACACCUUUGAGGAUCUGGACGAGGACGAGUUGUACACGUUCCAGGUUUUUGCGAUGUCCACCACCAACUACACCAGCGGCAGCAACGAGGUCGAGGUCUACGUGUACCCGUACAAGAAGGUCAAGGCGAUGACGGUCAGCGGCGUGCUGAUUCUGCUCAUCUGUCUGGCCGUGAUAUGCAUGCUGCUGUACAUGAAGCGGAACCGGAUGAAAAAGCUGCGCGAGGCCGAAAACGUCAAAAUCUAAUCCACAGCGAAGCGAGCAAGUCAAGUAACAAAUGUAGGCAGCAGCUGCUGAGUUGACCAGACACACUGUUCAGUAGGUUUAGAGCGUAAAUUAAACUGUCUGAUUACCUUAGGUUAAGUCGUCUUAAAUUAAAGCAAAAAAAAAAAAACAAAUGAUUCGCUGAAAUAAAAAGUUGCAAUAUCGUUUAGUCUAGAAGUCAAUAA
Messenger RNA from Culex pipiens pallens (northern house mosquito), 3040 nucleotides. RefSeq names its product protein borderless (gene bdl). Gene Ontology annotation, biological process: axon guidance; homophilic cell-cell adhesion; dendrite self-avoidance. The transcript is spliced from 7 exons. Bases 732 to 2837 code for a protein of 701 amino acids. Gene Ontology annotation, cellular component: axon; plasma membrane. NCBI's taxonomy places the organism in Eukaryota, Metazoa, Arthropoda, Insecta, Diptera, Culicidae. Gene Ontology annotation, molecular function: cell-cell adhesion mediator activity. The record is from RefSeq and is a predicted model, not a curated record.